Molecule: messenger RNA, 2715 nt
Organism: Pseudophryne corroboree (corroboree frog)
Lineage: Eukaryota; Metazoa; Chordata; Amphibia; Anura; Myobatrachidae
Gene: FAM3B
Product: FAM3 metabolism regulating signaling molecule B
Exons: 8
Coding region: 117-914 (265 amino acids)
Biological process (GO): insulin secretion
Source: RefSeq, a predicted model, not a curated record
CGCACAAUGCACAUGUCACGGCAGCUGGAGCCGGGGAAGGAGGACCCCUGCUGGCCACACACGGGCAGCGCCGCUCACACCUGCGACUCCUGGGCGUGGAGUGCGAACCCCCGCGCAUGCGCAGAGCAGCCCGACUGUCCCCAGUGCUGCUUCCUAACUCACCUGUGUCCUCUUCCCGGCUCCCUGCGCUCCCAGCCAUGGUCAACUACAGGUUCCUGUCCGCAACUUCCCUGAAGGUGAUAGGCCUGGUAUGUGCCUCCGUGUGCGCCUGGUACAUGGGGUAUCUCUUUGCAGAGAUACUACCUGAAGAUUCCUUGCAGACUGCUAUUGGAAGCAUUCAGCAGAUAGGCGCCAGGCCAGUUAUCAGAGCCCCCAAACCUGUGAGACAAAAGUGUGCAGUUUGGAGAACCUGCUCCUCCACGGAGAUUGUGUAUCGGAUACGAAGUGGCGCCGGGAAGAAUGUUUUACCCGAAUUCUGCAUGGAUGAUAAGAUAUUACUAGGUGGAAGUUUACAGACCGGCAAUAGAGGAAUAAACUUUGUUAUUGUCAAUUAUAAGACCCUGCAAGUUACAGACACAAAGACAUUUGACAUGUACGAAGGAGAUUUCUCUGGAGCAAUGGUUGACUUUAUCAGCAAGAUCCCAGAUGGUUCCAUUAUCUUGGUUGCCAGCCAUGACGAUUCAUCUACCAAGUUAAGCGAUGCUGCUAAAAAGGCCAUUGAAGGCUUGGGUAGUAAAGAAGUUCGCAACUUGAAAUUCCGGUCGCAGUUGGUUUUCUUGGGUAUCAAAGGUGGUUCCGUCCCUGCAGAUAUUGAAAGAGAAAAGAUCAUCCACUCGGACAAUUCCAGGAACCGAUACAGUGGCUGGCCGGCGGAAAUCCAGAUCGAUGGAUGUCUACCGAAAAAAUUAGAUUGAAGCUGAUCAUACUUUUGCCAAUUGUUUAUAGACAAAUGACUGGAUAAACCAGGGAGGAAAACCAAUGAGAUCUGUGAAGACUUGGCUCAGCCAGGUCCAAUUAUUUUUGUAUAUUAAUUCCACUGAUGAAGAAAAAACUGUCUUAAAUUUUUCUGACAUCCGGGAUGUUGCGAUAGUACAUCUAACUUUCUAAUUCCUCUGGUAUUUAGUACAAUACGCAGGUUUCACCAAUAUUUUAGGAGUGUUUAGGAGUUUGUAUGUUUAUAUGUACAUUUUUUGAAGAUGUUCUUCAGACUGACUAGAUAUUGGGCCUACAAGCUACGUUGGGCUUUUUUUAAAUUGGAAACUGUCAGUGGAACGUCAAUCAGGUGACUAAUCGCUAAACUGUUCACUACAUAAGUAAUACGCUGGUGAUGUCACAUGAAAAUCACGCCAUUGUUUCUUUAAACGUAGACCCCAGCGGUCUAAUUGUCCAAGGCGGUCAAUAUAAACUCUUUGAUUGAAAGCCUGUCCACCACGUCCAUAACUCUUUCCAGCAUUAACUUACCCCGGGCCCUCUGCAUACGGGUAUUAUAUAAAAUACUUGCCAACGUAAAAGCUGGUUAGAAUUUUUCUUAAGUUUGCUGAAAAAUACAAAAUAAACAUUCAGUUUUUAUUUUAUUCCCGGGGAAGACGGAGAUGUCAGAUGUUCUGCACAUGAUGCUUCAUUUAAACAGAUACAUUGCAGAAGCAGAAUUUAACAGUGGAUUAGACCCAAACGGCUCACUUUAAAAGACAGGCUUGGGGUAGAGCAAUGAUCUUAUAGGGUGGUACAGGUGUUAUCGCUGCAUCAGAGCACUUGGGUCAUGGGUUCGAUUCCGAGCAGGGCUCGGUCCAAGGGUUGGUAAAUCUCCCCCGGAGACUUGUCCAGAAGGCACAUAUGAAGAUUCUCCUUUGUGACUGUGGCUUGUAGCAAUCUCAUAUACAACUCACAUUCUCCCUAUAGUAUAGUAGCUGUUCUAAUGUGAACAGGUAGCAGUUGAUUUACAGACGGUCAAAAUACCGACAUUAUGCCGACAUGUUCAAAAUGCCAACAUACCGACAUUUGAAAAGCGAACAUGUCAAAAUACAGACGUGCGUUUUUAAGGUAGUUUUGCUCCAAAACAGACUUGUUUAUACGUUACCAUCCCAGUGGACCUAGAGGGGGAAUGUAAUAGUGUGCCGAGUGCAGCGAGAGGACCUAUGUCGACAUUGACACAAACCCCCCCCCCAGAAAAACUCAUGUCAGUAUUUUCACAUGUCGGCAUAUCAGAUGUCUGUAUUCUGACUAUGUCAGCAUUUUUAACAUGUCGAAUUAAUGAAUGUCAGUAUUUUGACCGUGUCAAUAUUAUGACUGAAGGUCAAUGGCUGUCGGUAUUUGUGUCCGUCGGUAAACCAUACUGAACCCAUGUGAACUUCCAUUACCAUAACUUGCCCUUUCUUAAUAAAGGAAAAACAGUAUUUUAAGUGAAAGGUCUAUUUUCCUGAAUUUUGAUUAGGUUUAUUUAUUUGCUGAGCACCUUGUAUAACAGGGACAGCUGGUGAAAUUUGUACUUUUCUCUCUUUGGGGUCUACUGUAUGUCAUACCUAGUCAAUCUGUCGGUGACGGGGCAUGCUGUGGAUUGUAGUUCUACAGCAGUGGAUUUACGAUUUAACGUCCUCUUAUCUAUGCGGUUGGGCUUUCUGUUAGUAGAACAGUACUGUGACAGCGUUGAGAUGUGAGGUCCAGUAACUGCAGUAUUCAGACAUUUAUUUAAAAAAAUAAAAUAAAUAAAUCAUUCAA